Messenger RNA from Lentinula edodes (shiitake mushroom), 381 nucleotides. RefSeq names its product DUF423-domain-containing protein. The record is from RefSeq and is a predicted model, not a curated record. Bases 1 to 381 code for a protein of 126 amino acids. The transcript is spliced from 4 exons. Lineage: Eukaryota; Fungi; Basidiomycota; Agaricomycetes; Agaricales; Omphalotaceae.
AUGUCUAUUCCACGCACUGUUGCUGCUGGAAGUAAUUUCUUAUGGCGAGCCGGUGCUCUAUUAACCGCUACAGCAAUUGGUUUUGGUGCCUUUGGCGCCCACGGCCUGAAGCAACGCAAAGAUAUCAACCCGGAUCGUAUAAACGCCUGGAACACUGCUGCUCAUUAUGCGAUUUUCAAUGGACUCGGGCUUCUGCUCGUUUCUUUACACCCGCGGUUUUCUGUUCAUCGGUUUGCUGGCCCGGCGAUUCUGACUGGAACUGUUCUUUUUUCUGGAUCCAUCUUUGCCUUGACUCUUGAUCAUAACCUGAGAUUCCUUGGGCCAGUCACUCCCAUGGGUGGUGUCAUAAUGAUUGCGGGCUACAUGUCCUUAGCUCUGUAA